AUGGGCCUCAACAACCCUCUGCCCUCGUCACUGGCGUCGGAGUGUAAGAAGUGCGGCAAGAUUCUCACCUCUUUCAUCGACCCCCGACAAGCUCUAUCGCCUGACAAGGUCAUCCCACCAGAGAUUCUUCGCAAUGCAAAGGGUCUUGCUAUUCUCACAGUCAUCAAAGCCGGCUUCCUGGGUUCUGCUCGUUUCGGUUCUGGCCUGGUAGUGGCCCGUCUCGACAAUGGCAGCUGGUCAGCGCCUACUGCCAUCAUGACUGGAGGCGCAGGUUUUGGUGGUCAAAUUGGUUUCGAGAUUACCGAUUUCGUCUUCAUUCUCAACGAUCGUAACGCUGUAAAGACGUUCGCGCAAGCCGGUUCGAUCACAUUGGGAGGAAAUGUUUCUAUCGCAGCGGGUCCCAUCGGUCGCAAUGCCGAAGCUGCCGGCGCGGCCUCGCUCAAGAGUGUAGCUGGCAUCUUCAGUUACAGCAAGACCAAGGGAUUGUUUGCCGGAGUCUCGCUCGAGGGUUCCGCCAUAAUAGAGCGCAAGGAUGCCAAUGAGAAGCUAUACGGCCAGCGCCUGACAGCCAUGCAGCUUCUCAGCGGCAGCAUCCAACCGCCUGGAGAGGCUGCGCCUCUGAUGCACAUUCUGAACGAUCCGAGAUUCCUAGGAGGCAAUGUAGGAGGCAAUGCAGGCGCAAGUAUGAGCCAAGACGAUAUUUACAACACUGAACCGGGGUACGGAGGAGGUCAGCAACAGUACGGCGGAGCGCCACCGGCAAACAACUUUGCACCUCCCCAGCGCGCAUCGACAUGGGACCAGUCUGGAGGCUCUGCCGCAGGCAGGGCUCCCCCCGGUAGACCUGCAGCCCCCAAGCCAAACGUUCCUAGCAAGCAGGGCCUGAUGAAGAACCAAGCGGUUGCUUCGUACACGUUUGAGAGCGAUACGCCGGGCGAUCUGACAUUCAAGAAGGGCGAAGUCAUCACGAUAUUGAAGAGAACGGAAAACGAGACAGACUGGUGGACAGGAAUGAUUGGUACGAGGCACGGCAUAUUCCCCAGCAACUACGUCAAGAUGCAGUAG
This is a messenger RNA of Pestalotiopsis fici W106-1, 1065 nucleotides long. Its product is annotated as SH3 domain-containing protein. Gene Ontology annotation, biological process: actin filament bundle assembly; actin cortical patch localization. NCBI's taxonomy places the organism in Eukaryota, Fungi, Ascomycota, Sordariomycetes, Amphisphaeriales, Sporocadaceae. The transcript has 3 exons. The record is from RefSeq and is a predicted model, not a curated record. The coding region runs from base 1 to 1065 and encodes 354 amino acids. Gene Ontology annotation, cellular component: actin cortical patch. Gene Ontology annotation, molecular function: actin filament binding; phosphatidylinositol binding.